Molecule: messenger RNA, 1557 nt
Organism: Papaver somniferum (opium poppy)
Lineage: Eukaryota; Viridiplantae; Streptophyta; Magnoliopsida; Ranunculales; Papaveraceae
Product: probable polyamine transporter At3g13620
Exons: 1
Coding region: 111-1541 (476 amino acids)
Biological process (GO): transmembrane transport
Cellular component (GO): membrane
Molecular function (GO): transmembrane transporter activity
Source: RefSeq, a predicted model, not a curated record
AUCACUGCUAGAUUUUUUGUUUUGGUAAUCAGAUCACUGCUAGCUAGAAUUAUCAUCUCUUUUCUUUUUCUCUUAUCAGAUCACUAAUUUUUUUUUCAUUGGAUGUAACAAUGGUGAUGAGUGAAACAGAGCUGGCAGAAAUCAAAAUUGAGAGUCCAAGUGCAAAACCAUCAGUGAAAAAACUGACGUUGUUCCCACUAAUCUUUCUAAUCUUUUUUGAAGUUUCAGGAGGACCUUUUGGAGAAGAACCUGCGGUGAAAGCAGCAGGACCACUUUUUUCCUGGCUAGGGUUCUUAAUAUUUCCAUUCAUAUGGAGUAUACCUGAAGCUCUGAUCACCGCAGAACUUGCAACUGCAUAUCCUGAAAAUGGUGGUUAUGUGGUUUGGGCUUCCGAAGCUUUUGGUCCUUUUUGGGGAUCCAUGAUGGGUUCACUAAAAUUUCUUAGUGGAUCUAUUAAUAAUGCUGCAUAUCCGGUUUUGAUUAAAGAUUACUUGAGAAAUAGUUAUACUCAAUUACAUUUCCUUUAUGAUGAUGUGCCUAAAAUUACAACUCUUUGUAUAACUACGGUAGCAUUAUCAGUUUUGAACUAUCUUGGAUUAAGUGUUGUUGGUUGGGUUUCUGUUGCUAUUGGUAUUAUUUCUUUAAUGCCAUUUCUUAUCAUGAGCUUGAUUGCACUACCUAAAAUCAAAUGGCACAGAUUGUUGAGUUUAGGGGCAAACGGUCACAAUUUCAAAAAGAAUGAUUGGACAGCAUUUUUGAAUACCUUGUUUUGGAAUUUGAACUUUUGGGAUAAUGCAAGUACUUUGGCUGGAGAAGUAGAAAAUCCACAAAAAACGUUCCCCACAGCUCUAUUUUCUGCUGGAGUUAUUGCUUGUCUUGGGUACUUGAUCCCUUUAUUGGCGAUAAUUGGAUCUCUAGAGUUGGAGCAAGACAAGUGGGAAAACGGGUAUUUAGCUGAUGCUGCAGGAAUGAUUGCCGGGCCAUGGUUGCAGUACUGGGUUGCAAUUGGUUCAGCUUUGUCAGGUGUUGGAUUAUUCGAAGCUCAGUUAAGCAGUUCUUCUUUUCAAGCAGAAGGAAUGGCAAAUCUUAGAUUUUUACCUGGGCUUUUUGCAUGGAGAUCAAAAAGGUUUAAUACUCCAUGGGUCGGAAUCUUGUUGUCGAGUGCAAUUUCAUUGAGCCUUACAUUCGUUCAGUUCGAAGAUAUCAUUGCUGCCGCCAAUUUCUUAUAUAGCAUGGGCAUGCUAUUAGAGUUUUCGGCAUUUAUUUGGUUGCGUAUCAAAAAACCAGAUUUGCAUAGACCUUAUAAAGUUCCAGCAAAUGUUCCUCUUCUUUGCAUUAUGUGUUUGAUUCCAGCAGCAUUUGUGGUGGUUGUUAUGAGGUUCUCUAAACUUAUUCCUCUUUGCAUCAGUGCUGGUCUUACUUUUAUAGCAAUUUGCAAUUAUUUUUUGAUGAAUUGCUGCAAAUCUAAAGGGUGCAUUAAAUUCAUCGAUAAAAACAAUGACGAACAAGUGGUGGAGAAAGAAUCAAGAGAACAACAAUGAGUGUUAGUUAGCAUUC